GGCUUCCGCCCCGCUCCCAUUAAACUUCACGUCUAAACUCCUGCGGAUAAAAGUUAAUAUACAUCAUCAAAAAUAACCUUGAACCGUGAAUAUAGUUGGUGUUGGAGUGUCGCCGCUAAAAGUAAUGGCGAGCGCCUUGGCGGCCAAGAUGGGAUUUAACUCGCUGGCGAGGAAGCAAAACCGAAGCUUUAACGUGAGGAUCUGCACGAUGGAGUCAGACAUGGAAUUCAGCUGCAAGGUGAAAUGGAAGGGGAAGGACCUGUUUGAGCUGGCCUGCAGAACCCUGGGCCUGAGGGAGACCUGGUUCUUUGGCCUCAGGUACGCCGUCAAGGACUCGCUGGCUUGGCUGAAGAUGGAGAAGAAGGUUCUGGACCAGGACUUGCCCAAAGAGGAACCCAUCACCCUCCACUUCCUGGCUAAGUUCUACCCGGAAAAUGUGGAGGAGGAGCUUGUGCAGGACGUCACGCAGCAUCUCUUCUUCCUGCAGGUGAAGAAGAAGAUCCUGGAGGAGGAGAUCCACUGUCCUCCUGAGGCCUCCGUGCUGCUGGCCUCCUACGCCGUCCACGCCAAGUACGGAGACUACAACCCCAAUGUUCACAAGCUGGGCUUUCUGGCUCAGGAGGAGCUGCUGCCUAAACGGGUGGUCAACCUGUACCAGAUGACGGCCGAGAUGUGGGAGGAGAGGAUUGCUGCGUGUCACGCCGGGCACAGGGGCCGCGCCAGAGAGGACGCCGAGAUGGAGUAUUUGAAGAUCGCUCAGGACCUGGACAUGUACGGCGUCGACUACUUCUUGAUCCGGAACCACAGGGGCACGGAACUCCUCCUGGGCGUGGACGCUCUGGGCCUGCACAUCUACCAGCCGGACAACAAGCUGACGCCCAAGUGCUCCUUCCCCUGGAACGAGAUCCGCGACGUGUCCUACAGCGACAAAGAGUUCACCAUCAAACCCGUGGACAAGAAAGCCGACGUGUUCAAGUUCAACUCCUCGCGGCUGAGAGUCAACAAGUUGAUCCUCCAGCUCUGCAUUGGUAACCACGACUUGUUCAUGCGGCGGCGGCGCGUGGACUCCCUGGAGGUGCAGCAGAUGAAGGCCCAGGCCAAAGAGGAGCGAGCCAGGAAGCAGAUGGAGAGGCGGCGGCUGCAGCAGGAGAAGCAGCUGCGGGAGGAGGCGGAGCGAGCCCGUGACGAUCUGGAGAGGAGACUGAUGCAGCUGCAGGACCAGGCUCACGCCGCCAACCAGGCCUUGCUGCGUUCGGAGCAGACGGCCGACCUGCUGGCCGAGAAGGCGCAGGUGGCCGAGGAGGAGGCCAAGCUGCUGGCCCAGAAGGCGGCCGAGGCCGAGACGGAGACGCAACGUGUCAAGGUGACGGCCAUGCGGGGCCAGGAGGAGCGGCGCCUCAUGGAGCAGAAGAUGCUGGAGGCCGAGAUGCUGGCCCUCAAGAUGGCCGAGGAGUCGGAAAGGAGGGCCGAGGAGGCGGAGCAGCUGAAGCAGGACCUGCUGGAGGCCAGGGAGUCUGAGCACAGGGCCAAGCACUCGCUCCUGGAGCUGACCAGCAGAGUGUACACGUACCCAGCGCCGCCAGCAGAGCACACGGCUGGCAGGGAGCAUCUGAGCUCAGACUUCAAAGACACGGACAUGAAGCGUCUCUCCAUGGAGAUCGAGAAGGAGAAGGUGGAGUACGUGGAGAAGAGCAGGCACCUGCAGGAGCAGCUGAACCAGCUGAAGACGGAGAUCGACAGCCUGAAGCUGAAGGAGCGCGAGACGUCGCUGGACUUCAUCCAUGAGCAGAACCUUGAGCAAGGCAGCAGCAAGCGCAGCAACUUCAAGAAGUCGACGCUCCAGAGCACCAAGUCCAGAGUUUCCUUCUUUGAAGAACUCUAAACGUGUUCUUGAAGGACCUUUUCGUCUUGGAACAUUCCUGCACGGUGACACAACAACACAACAACAACACAACAACAACAACAACCACAUGAAUAUAUGGGAUUCACUUCAGAAAUGAAAUGUUCACAGAAUGUACUCUUGUUGAUUCAUACACAAAACUAAAUUAAUAUUACACUAUGUAUACAGUAUAUGUGUGUG
Nerophis lumbriciformis (worm pipefish) is the source of this 2080-nucleotide messenger RNA. It is a transcript of the gene nf2a, whose product is annotated as NF2, moesin-ezrin-radixin like (MERLIN) tumor suppressor a. Gene Ontology annotation, molecular function: actin binding. NCBI's taxonomy places the organism in Eukaryota, Metazoa, Chordata, Actinopteri, Syngnathiformes, Syngnathidae. The record is from RefSeq and is a predicted model, not a curated record. Gene Ontology annotation, cellular component: cytoskeleton.